AUGGUUGCUAGUUAUACGAUAUUAGGUAAAUCUAUUCCAUCACACUUCUUAGCUUUAGGAACUUUCGGUGCUGUCAUAGGUGGUACUUUAUUUGCAAAGAGCGGUUCCUCUGCUCCAGCUCCAGUUCCUACAAAAAAAGAACAACCUGCCACCACCGCUAAAUCUUCUAAUAACGAAGAAUUCGAUGUCGAAAAAUUAAUUGAUUCCUUUUUAAAAGAAGAAGACAAAAAAUGA
Molecule: messenger RNA, 234 nt
Organism: Saccharomycodes ludwigii
Lineage: Eukaryota; Fungi; Ascomycota; Saccharomycetes; Saccharomycodales; Saccharomycodaceae
Product: ATP19 family protein
Exons: 1
Coding region: 1-234 (77 amino acids)
Biological process (GO): proton motive force-driven ATP synthesis
Source: RefSeq, a predicted model, not a curated record